AAGAUCUCCAAUCUACCAGUCAAAAUCACCUCUUCCUAUUCUUCAAGCUAGAAGAUGUCACUUCUUCGAGCCAUCCUGGUUUUCGUCAUGGUGUUUCAGAUAGCGAGCUGCGACAUAUGGGAAGACACCUUCAAUAGAGUCGGUUGCAAAGGCCAGUACGACAAGUACAAGAUGGCGCACUUGGAGCGAAUCUGUGACGAGUGCUACGAACUCUACAAAGAGCAGGACAUACAUCUCGACUGCAGGAGUCACUGUUUUGGAAGCGGGACCUUUUUCAAGUGCUUGGAAAUGGUUGCAUUGAGUGAACUACGAAAACAGCAGGUGAUGCACUCAUGGGACAUUCUCCGACGAGUGAAUUAAAGCAAAGUUGCAGACCAAAGUAUUCCACGGAUAUUGUAAUCUCUAAUCUAAUGAAACUUAAAAAAAAAAAUCCUCCUUUAAAAAAAAUAGAAGGAGCUCCUAUCUAUAACAUGAUUGAAU
This is a messenger RNA of Argiope bruennichi, 480 nucleotides long. RefSeq names its product crustacean hyperglycemic hormone-like. NCBI's taxonomy places the organism in Eukaryota, Metazoa, Arthropoda, Arachnida, Araneae, Araneidae. Gene Ontology annotation, molecular function: neuropeptide hormone activity. The coding region runs from base 55 to 360 and encodes 101 amino acids. The record is from RefSeq and is a predicted model, not a curated record. The transcript is spliced from 3 exons. Gene Ontology annotation, cellular component: extracellular region. Gene Ontology annotation, biological process: circadian rhythm.